This is a messenger RNA of Exophiala spinifera, 1686 nucleotides long. RefSeq lists its product as uncharacterized. NCBI's taxonomy places the organism in Eukaryota, Fungi, Ascomycota, Eurotiomycetes, Chaetothyriales, Herpotrichiellaceae. The record is from RefSeq and is a predicted model, not a curated record. The coding region runs from base 1 to 1686 and encodes 561 amino acids. The transcript has 2 exons.
AUGAGCAUGAUUUUCAACACUCUGCGGAGGAUGGAAUCGAAGAUCGAUCACCUUUCAGUCCCGAAUAGCCCCGGCCCAAUAUCUCCCACAAAUCAUAGACACGAGGUCAACCAUGCUUCCACAACGAGCCCUUAUCAUAUUGACUCUGUACUCUCUAAUGCACCAAUAACGUCUCCUCUCACUCAGGCAAGCAGACCCCUAGGUCAACCAGCGGCAGCCGGAAGCGUUCUAUCGUUCAGUGCCCACCGCACUAUCCACUGGCCAGGUGUGCACUCUUCUCUACCCCCCAGCGUUUCUACGGCAAUUCGAGAUAUGAAGACAACCUUUAACACUCAUCUGGAAUGCAAUCGCCCGCUCCUGGAACCCACGAUACAAGCAGCGGCAACAGUGCCCACAGGGGAAUGGCUGUCCACCCUGAGCCUGUCUUGCGUCAAGGUUCUUUCUAAUGCCUAUUUCGAUACAUUCAACCGUGUAUAUCCGUUCAUCGAUCGGGACUUCUACUUCCUGAACACUCUUGCUGUGGUUGUCCGUGAGGGGUUUGGAUUUGACAUCGAGUCCUGUCUUGUCCUGAACGUUAUGGCCCUGGGUUGCAUGGGAUUGAAAGCAUUCGAGGAAGGCGGUUUCGAUACCUCGGAGCACUCAGACACGACACCUCUCGUCCGACAGAUCAUGCAGGAAGACUACCCGGGACUAAGCUUCUUCAACGAAGCUCGUAAACGCGUAGGGUUUUGCCUAUGCGAAAGGGACAUUCAGAGUUGUCAAUUCCACCUGUCUUCGGCCGUCUUCUUCAUGCAGAUCAUGCGCCCAGUGGAUGAGUGGAUGAUGACCGGUCGGGCAUUCGCUAUCUGCGCGGCAUUCUGGAAAUGUCCGCCCGAUCCUCUUGACGAAUGGGUCGCCGAUAUGCAUUCGCGACUAUUUUGGAGCGCUCUCAUGCUGGAAAGCGUCAUUGUUCAAGAAUUGGAGCUGCCGUCGAGCGGCUUUAAGGAGUGGGAGGAUGUUGUCCCCUUGCCGAAAUUCACCACGUAUCCUUAUAUCAACAAGUCAGGCGCUCGAAAUCCAGACGAUGCCUACUAUCACUACCAUUUUCUUGCACAAAUUGCUGUGAGGAUCAUUCUCAGCCGAGUUCGGGAGGAGCUUUACUUCAGCAAUCCUUCAACUGCGCUUGCCGAGGAGUUGCGGCAUCAGCUGGAGCAGUGGCGUGCUAAUAUGCCUGAAGCCUUGCGUUUCGUAGAUGACGAGCCCGAACCAGUCUUCGACAGUCCCAGUGAUGCCGUAGUUGUAGCAUUGCUCCAAGCACGCUAUCGGAUCUCAAUGUUUCACUUGGGUCGUCCGUUUCUCUACAAAGCACUAUCGAACCCCGCCGCAGCUACAGAGAAUGACUUGAAGAUGUGCUCGAGCACCUUGAAAUUCGCAAUGAAUUGGCCUUUGCUCUGGGACCGGCUCUGCGCCAUGCCAGACUUUAUGCCUCUCAAGUAUUUCUGUGCCGGACAACUAUUUGGUCAGCUGUUCAUUUUCAAUGCUUUCAAAAACUCUGAGGAUGAGCGGUUGCGACAGACCCUUCCUCCAAGCUACGAGCUGUGGUGUACCAAGAUGCUCAGGUAUAUCUCUGAUCUGGUGGGGACGAGCCCUACCAUGGCGGCAAACUUCGAGUUGCUAUCCAGACUGUACCAGCUCAAUGACGAAUGA